AUGGUCUCUGCCCGAGAUACUACCUCUGUUGAGCUGCACGGCAAGUCCUAUAGUCUGCCGCAGCGCCCGACCGUGGUCGUGUGCGUCGACGGGUUUGACCCCGAGUACUUGCAGGCUGGCAUCGAAGAUGGCAUCCUACCAACGAUGGAAGCCUUCGUGAAAAGCGGCUUCCACGCGACGGCAGACUGUGCCAUGCCCUCUUUGACCAAUCCCAACAACAUGUGCAUCAUUACCGGAGUGCCUACCGGCCAUCACGGCAUCUCUGGCAAUUUUUACCUGGACAAGGAAACGGGAAAAGAGCACAUGAUUCUGGAUGACUCGACCAUGCGCGGCACGACUGUCCUCGCCAAGCUGGCGGACGCCGGUGUUCGGGUCGCCGCCAUCACUGCCAAAGACAAGCUACGACGCAUCAUUCAGCACGGCCUGUCGCCCGAGAAAGGAUCCAUUUGUUUCUCGGCUCAGUGCGCAAACGAAAGCACAGCUGCCGAGCAAGGGAUGGACAACGUUGAGGCGUGGCUUGGCCAAUCGGCACCCUCCCAGUACUCGGGAGAGCUCUCUCUGUUUGUUCUCGAUGCAGGAUUGAAGCUCCUGCAAGAGAAGCGUGCGGAUUUCUUCUACUUGACCCUGUCGGACUACAUCCAGCACAAGUAUGCUCCGCGCUCGCGCGAGGCCAACGACUUUAUGCACGCUAUCGACACGCGGCUUGGCGAGUUUGUUCGACUGGGCGCCGUCGUGGCUGUGACCGGAGAUCAUGGCAUGAGCGACAAGGCCGAUGAGAACGGAAAGCCGAAUGUGCUGUUCUUGGGUGAUUUCCUGGAUUCAAAGUGGCCAGAGAGCCGCGCCAAGGUCAUCUGCCCGAUCACGGACCCUUUUGUCAAGCAUCAUGGUGCCCUCGGCGGCUUCGUCCGAGUCCAUUUGACAGACACGUCUGUUGUCGGUGAUAUGCUCGCUGCGUGCCGUAAGCUUCCCCAAGUUGAGACAGCUCUCACCGGAGAGGAGGCAGCAGCGCUAUACGAGAUGCCGUUGGACCGUGAAGGAGACAUUGUGGUCAUCGCCAAGAAGAACUUUGCCAUUGGGAGCAAGCGAGAGGAGCACGACCUGUCGAACUUGGACGGUCAUCGGCUUCGGUCGCACGGAGGCUUAUCCGAGCAGCAGAUUCCGCUCUUGAGGUCCACCGCGGUUGACCCGAAGGAUGUAUCGGAGACGAAGAAAUGGAGGAACUUUGACAUUUUUGAUCUGGCUCUCAACUACUAG
Molecule: messenger RNA, 1254 nt
Organism: Purpureocillium takamizusanense
Lineage: Eukaryota; Fungi; Ascomycota; Sordariomycetes; Hypocreales; Ophiocordycipitaceae
Exons: 1
Coding region: 1-1254 (417 amino acids)
Molecular function (GO): phosphonoacetate hydrolase activity
Source: RefSeq, a predicted model, not a curated record